Molecule: messenger RNA, 513 nt
Organism: Dunckerocampus dactyliophorus (ringed pipefish)
Lineage: Eukaryota; Metazoa; Chordata; Actinopteri; Syngnathiformes; Syngnathidae
Product: galactose-specific lectin nattectin-like
Exons: 5
Coding region: 1-513 (170 amino acids)
Source: RefSeq, a predicted model, not a curated record
AUGAUCAACAAAUUUGAAAAGUGUCAGUAUCAGAUUUGGUAUCGUUCAACCCUACUAACAAAAAGUAACAAUUGUGCUGCAGAUAAAAAAUGCCCUGAUGGCUGGACUCAGCUGAACAAUCAUUGUUACGUCUACCAAAGUGAUAACAGGACGUUUGUAGAUGCAGAGCAAGCGUGCAAUGAUCUCGGUGGGAAUCUGGCGUCCAUCUGCGACGACCUGGCGAAUACGCUGGUCACUCAAGUGAUUCUGGAGGCGGGAGGCCUGGGUUCACUCACCUGGAUUGGACUCCAUGAGGCCUUCGAGGAGGGUGACUUUUUCUGGACUGAUGGAUCCAUCAGCGACUUCCGGAACUUUGCAACUGGUCAGCCUAACGACGACAGUGGGAAUGAAGAGUGCGUACAGAUUCAACCUUCAGAUGGGUUGUGGAGCGAUGCCGAUUGCACUGAUGAGAUCCCUUCUGUUUGCAUCAGAGAUAUCUGCUCUGACGUCCAAACACCUGUCAUGCUGCCGUAA